UGGGAAAAAGUGGGCUCGAUGAAGGCAGGCAGACGUAAAGCGUGGCGCCCUCCAGGCGAUAUACGAAAACUGAAAAAUCAUUGCAAGUACCUGGCACGCAUAACCUUAUAUAGAAGUAGUUGUCGUAGCGGUUAGUCGUGUUGUGUUGUGUUGUUGAUGGUGCCGCAGCAAUGGGAUCUUGAUCGAAUGGCAAUGAAAAUCGAAAGCUGUACGGCAUUGACUUCUCCUAAAUAAGGGCAUAUAUACGAAUAAGAUUAUUGUUCGUGCGGCAUGCGACGUGAUCGUCUUCGCGAGCCGCCUUAAUUUCCUUCUUCGGGCUAGUGGAUAGUUUGUUGGAUAUUUUCAUGCCAAACUCAUCAUGGUCCGCGUGAUAAGCCAAGAGACGUACGACGAGGUGGUUAAAGAAAAUAUCGAGGAAUUUUCAAUGUCACCGGAGGAAGCGAUUAAAGAUGCCGUUGAACAAUUCAAUGCACAAGGUGUCGACUUAACGAAUAUUAUAAAAGAUUUAGCAUUGAAUGACAGUACGGAUGAUAUUAUAUCUUCGAUAAAAAAACUUUCGGAAUAUUCUACAGCUGCCGAAUGUAAACACAUGACUAUAAUUCUUAAUACUCUUAUGUCAGAGCUAGAAAAAGAUAUUGCUCGGAGAGUUUUUGCAGGAAAAAAUGGAGCCUACACCACGUUACUUCAAGUACUGACUAAUUUUAAGGAUAAGCCAAUUAUCGUACAAACAGCGUUAAAAACAAUUACGAUACUUAUGACUGGAAAUCCUGAUUUGUUGGACGAGGCUGGAGUAAAUCUUCAAAAGAGUUUAUUAGAAGCUCCUAACAAUGAUUCGCAAACAUUACAUUUAGUAUUAAAAUGGAUACGAGAGUGUUGUAUCAAGCAUGAAAUGAAUAGACAGCAGAUUUUUAACGCAGGAAUCCUAAAUAAUUUAAAAUUAGAGUUAAGUAAAAAAGAUGCAAACAUGUCAAUCGUUAAGGAAGUAUGUCUUGUAUUGAGAGCUUUAACUUUGGAUGAUGAUAUAAGACACGAAUAUGGAAAAGCACAUGAACAUGCGACAACCAUUGCCCGACAAAUAUUACACACACUUACAAAAUUACUAUCAAUUUACAAGUCUAAUGAAGUAAUAGUUGGUGAAAUAAUGCUAACGUUAGCAUCUUUGAUAGUGAGGAAUGAAUUUUGCCAAGAUUUUGAAGAUGCUAAAGGAAUACAAUUUAUUUUAGAUGUAUUUACAAAUUUUCCUGAAGUUGAAAAAAUAAAUUGGCAAGCCCUAAAAUUACUUAAAAGCUUAGCAGGCAAUGACGAUGUAAAAGCUCACAUUAUUACUUCAGGAAUAGCUCCAUUAAUAAUAUAUGCUAUAAGCAGAUUAAGGAGUUCAGAAGCUGUAGUUACAGCUGGACUUGCUUGUAUAUCAGCGUUAACAUUAAAAAGUCCUUCAAAUGCUGGUGUUUUCUACGACUGUGGGGCAGUAUCAAUUAUUAUUGAUGCGAUUAAAGCUUAUCUUAAAUGUGCUAAUGUAAUUCAGCAAGCCUCUUGGGCAGUUAGAAAUAUGUCGGUUCGAAAUACAUAUGAAUCAAAAGAAUUUAUAGCUUAUGGUAUUGAAGAAUUAUUUAACCAGGCACUUAGAAUUCAUGGGCAAAAUUUAGAGGACGACAUCAAAGCAGCUUUAAGAGAUUUAGGUUUAAAAGUAAAUUUAAAGGAACAAUGGACUGGGAAAGGUUGUGUAUUAACACACGAAUAACAAAAUUUACUUUUAUAAAUAAAAAUCUUUAAGAUAUUAAAUUAACAUUGUUAACGUUGAAGAGCAAUUAUUUUGAUUCGUUUAAACAAAAGGUAUUUUAUAAUUAAUUAAAUUAAUUGCCGCCAGAUUUUACAAUUUAUCAUUUUUAUAAAUAAAGC
Ceratosolen solmsi marchali is the source of this 1899-nucleotide messenger RNA. Its product is annotated as armadillo repeat-containing protein 6 homolog. Gene Ontology annotation, molecular function: protein binding. The coding region runs from base 359 to 1741 and encodes 460 amino acids. The record is from RefSeq and is a predicted model, not a curated record. Lineage: Eukaryota; Metazoa; Arthropoda; Insecta; Hymenoptera; Agaonidae. Gene Ontology annotation, biological process: hematopoietic progenitor cell differentiation. The transcript has 6 exons.